Neolamprologus brichardi is the source of this 384-nucleotide messenger RNA. Lineage: Eukaryota; Metazoa; Chordata; Actinopteri; Cichliformes; Cichlidae. The record is from RefSeq and is a predicted model, not a curated record.
GGCGCGUUUCGGCGGAGGCACACUAACAGUACUGGUGUUUUACAGGCUGGUGGUAAAGCUGGGAAAGACUCUGGAAAGACCAAGACCAAAGCGAUUUCGCGCUCUCAGAGAGCAGGACUGCAGUUCCCGGUAGGCCGUAUCCACAGACACCUCAAGUCCAGAACAACGAGCCACGGCAGAGUAGGAGCCACCGCGGCGGUGUACAGCGCGGCUAUUCUCGAAUACCUUACUGCUGAGGUUCUAGAGUUGGCAGGAAAUGCAUCAAAGGACCUUAAAGUAAAGCGUAUAACCCCACGCCACUUGCAGCUGGCUAUUAGAGGAGACGAAGAGCUGGAUUCACUUAUCAAGGCCACUAUUGCAGGCGGAGGUACGAACAUUACAUAG